AUGCAGUUCUCUCACGUUCUCUUGGCUGGCCUUGCCACCGUUGGUUCUACCGUCAUGGCUGCUCACUGCGCGAUUGGAAAUUCUUAUUUCUGCGAGGCCGACACGGCCAACUACUGCACCAACGUCAAGGGACCUGAUGGGUCUAUGGUGUCUACUACUUGCGGUGCCGACUGUUGCAAUACCCUCAACGGCUGGGGAACCGGCUGCCCCAAAUAG
Molecule: messenger RNA, 216 nt
Organism: Colletotrichum phormii
Lineage: Eukaryota; Fungi; Ascomycota; Sordariomycetes; Glomerellales; Glomerellaceae
Exons: 4
Coding region: 1-216 (71 amino acids)
Source: RefSeq, a predicted model, not a curated record